AUGUAUAAUUUGAGCUGCUACAAUCGUUCCUUUAUCCUUGGGGGAAUACCUGGCCUGGAGACGUUCCACAGCUGGAUCGGGAUUCCCUUUGGUGUCAUCUAUGUUCUGGCUAUUGUGGGCAACGGCACCCUCCUGUACCUCAUCGCCGUUGAGCACAGCCUCCGUGAGCCCGUGUUCUUCUUCCUAGCGAUGCUGGCUGCCACGGACCUCGUCCUGUCCACUGCCACAGUGCCCAAACUGCUCAGUAAGCCCUGGCUGGGCUCCCAGGAAAUAACCUGCUCUGGCUGUCUCACCCAGAUGUUCUUCCUCCACUUCAGCUUUGUAGGGGACCCGGCUAUCCUGUUGGCCAUGGCAUUCGAUCGCUGCGUGGCCAUCUGCUUCCCCCUGCGGUACACCACCACCCUGACCCCGCAGGCGCUCAUUAAGCUUGUGGUGAGCAUCCUUGGGAGAAGCUUCUCUGCCAUCUGGCCAGAUGUUUUUCUGCUGAAACGGUUACCCUUCUGUGGGACACGCAUCAUCCCGCACACAGACUGCGAGCAUAUAGGUGUUGCUCUGCUUUCCUCUGCUGACAUUUCUGUCAACAUCUGGUACGGAUUUUCUGUGCCUCUCAUGACUGUCAUGUCGGAUGUGAUCUUAAUUGCUGUUUCCUACACCAUCAUCCUCCGUGCUGUCUUUCAGCUCUCAUCUCAGGGUGCCCGCCAAAAGGCGCUCAGCACCUGUGGCUCCCAUGUCUGUGUCAUCCUCGUGUUUUACACACCUGCCUUCUUCUCCAUCAUUGCCCAUCGCUUUGGGCACAGUGUCCCUCGAAAUGUGCUCAUCCUGUUUGCCAACCUUUAUGUGGCCGUCCCCCCUGCUCUAAAUCCUGUGGUCUAUGGAGUGAAGACCAAGCAGAUCCAGGACAAAUUUAUUCUCCUCUUCUCUUUGAAGAAGACACAAUAA
Molecule: messenger RNA, 939 nt
Organism: Ailuropoda melanoleuca (giant panda)
Lineage: Eukaryota; Metazoa; Chordata; Mammalia; Carnivora; Ursidae
Product: olfactory receptor 52H1-like
Biological process (GO): G protein-coupled receptor signaling pathway
Cellular component (GO): plasma membrane
Molecular function (GO): olfactory receptor activity; G protein-coupled receptor activity
Source: RefSeq, a predicted model, not a curated record